Cuscuta epithymum is the source of this 1437-nucleotide messenger RNA. NCBI's taxonomy places the organism in Eukaryota, Viridiplantae, Streptophyta, Magnoliopsida, Solanales, Convolvulaceae. The record is from the annotation of a GenBank genome assembly.
AUCAAGAGAUGAGUUCGGUACAAAACAUAAUGAUGAUGGAGAAGAGAGUAUGUGAAGAGGUUGACGAUGAAGAGGAGAAAUGGGUGAAGCAUUACUCGUCGCUUCAUCACAUUCUUUUGGUCGGAGACGGAGACUUUUCUUUUUCUCUCUGUCUCGCCAACUCCUUCGGCUCCGCUUCCAACAUUGUCGCUUCUUCUCUCGAUUCAUUCGAUAGGGUGACAAGGAAGUACAGGAAUGCGAAAUCGAACAUAGAGAAAUUGAAACAUUUAGGAGCCACAGUUCUGCAUGGAGUGGAUGCUAUCAAAAUGAAGCUUCAUGCUGAUCUCCGGAUGAGAAAAUUUGACCGCAUCAUAUUCAACUUCCCCCAUGCUGGUUUCCAUGGGAAGGAAGACUCCAGCAGCUUAAUCCAAAUGCACAGGAAAGUUGUGAGUGGAUUCUUUAGAAGUGCAAGCGGCAUGCUGCGAGCAGAGGGUGAAGUGCAUGUCAACCACAAAACGACUGCCCCUUUUUGUCAUUGGGAUAUCACUGGAUUGGCAUUGAACAGUUCUCUGGUUUUGGUUGAUUAUGAUGAUUUCCACAUUACUGAUUACCCAGGUUACAGCAACAAGAGAGGAGACGGUCGUCGAUGCGACGAGCCUUUUCCAUUGGGACAGUGUGGCACAUUCAAAUUCAUCUUCUCCCCACAUGCAGCAAAGAGGAAUCCCAAUCCUCCUGCAAGUCAUUGCUAUGGCAGAUCAGCAGCUCAAAGGCCGCCUCCUCCAAUACUGCAACCACAACAGCUCUCUGCUCCAUCCCAUUGUGCUGCUGCUUCUGCAAUUCUCAAACCCUUUGAGAAUGAAUGUUACCAGUUCUUUGGUGGGUAUUUUAAUCAUGUUCUGGCAACAUUUGGAAAGCUGGAGCAUGACAUUCAAGCGUCUGUUCGCCAAGGAAUCACACAUGCCUAUAGGAAAUACAUGGCGGAAAAGGGAGGAAGCAGCUGCAGCAGCUUUAAUGGUUACAUCAAUCUACUGGAACAACUCCUGAAUUUGAGCAAAAUGAGAUCAGAAUGGCUGAAAAAUAAUCUGUUUUACCUUCACCAGCAGCCACUAAUGUGAUGAUGGCGCCUUGCCAUCAUGCUUGCUUGCUUCAGGAUGUUUUUGUUAUCUUAUGUUUUUGCACAAUAUCUAGACGGGCUUACACAUAUAUGCACCGCACAUGACUCGUAAGCCGUGAGGGGUUGGAACUUUAUUUUGCUCCUACCUUAAUCUCCAAAAUCCAAAUGGUUUUAAAAAUAAUGGCUGUUUAGAAUGGGAAUGCUUUAAUUUAUUAUACUCCGUACGUUAUUUUGGUGAAUGUUUCAUGCUCUCUUAGCCUCAGUCAGUUAGCUUCUGGAAAUGUGGGAAUAAAAAAUAAGUUCUGAAGAAAAAAUCGCUCUUUUUCAGAGGUUCUUAAUGCUUG